Messenger RNA from Echinops telfairi (small Madagascar hedgehog), 4150 nucleotides. It is a transcript of the gene MRTFA, whose product is annotated as myocardin related transcription factor A. Bases 627 to 3416 code for a protein of 929 amino acids. Gene Ontology annotation, biological process: smooth muscle cell differentiation. The transcript has 10 exons. Lineage: Eukaryota; Metazoa; Chordata; Mammalia; Afrosoricida; Tenrecidae. The record is from RefSeq and is a predicted model, not a curated record.
GACAGAGGACUAUCUGAAGCGGAAGAUCCGAUCCCGGCCAGAGAGAGCCGAGCUGGUCAGGAUGCACAUUUUGGAAGCCUCGUGCACAGAGCCCCUCAGCAUCCCCGGGAGACCCAGCCAUGCUCCUGGGCUGGCGUUGAGUGGCCAGGACCGUGCUGCCCCAUGCUGUGGACCAUGAAAGACCCUCCUUACCUCCCCUCCAGUCAGCCUCAUUGUCAGGGGUGGCUUUGUGACAGGGAGCAUUUGUCAAAGCCUGUGUGUCACAGGAGUGGGCAGCAAGGGCCUUCCUUUUCUCCCUUGCCCUCCUUCACGUCCUCCAAGCUUUCAGCCCUGCGCACAGAGCCACCCCUUGGCCACGUGCUGAUCUGGCCCAGCUUCACCUGCCUCUCCAUGUUGCCAGCACAGGAAGCUUUGGCUCCUGCGAGCAGCAUGAAUCUGCCUACGUUUUGUUUGUGUAGUUUGAGCUUUGGGAGGGCUGGCAGAACCCCCUCAUCUACCACCGUUCUGCAGAUGAAGGCUCUGAGACCCAGAGCAGAGCCCUGCGUUGCUCUAGCACAGCAAGUCCAGUGUAGAGUGGCAGCCGCUUGGCCAUCUGCAGCAGCACUGCCACCUCAAAAUCUUUGGGGAUGUCUUGCACUAUCAUGUGUGACCACAUGCUGCCACGGUUGACCCCUUCUCUUGACCAUGGGAAACUUGAGGCCAGUCCCCCCACCCCCUUUUCUUCCUGGGAUGUGCUUUCCAUUCCAACAGGCAGGGGAGAGUUGCGCCUGGUCCCUAGGUCUGGUGACACAAUCUUUCCCACAGAGACCUCGGCUGAGCCUUCCCUCCAGGCCAAGCAGCUGAAGCUGAAGCGAGCCAGGCUGGCCGAUGACCUCAAUGAAAAGAUCGCCCAACGGCCUGGUCCCAUGGAACUGGUGGAGAAGAACAUCCUGCCCGUGGAGUCCAGCCUGAAGGAAGCCAUCAUCGUGGGCCAGGUGAACUACCCAAAGGUCGCAGACAACUCUUCCUUUGAUGAGGACAGCAGCGAUGCCUUAUCCCCUGAGCAGCCAGCCAGCCAUGAGUCACAGGGCUCAGUGCCGUCCCCCUUGGAAGCCCGAGGCAGCGAAGCUCUUUCCAGUGCCAUCUCUGUGUCCCCCACACAGGCUGUCUCUCAGCUGCAGACAGGCCCCGACUCUGGAGAACCCCUCUUCCUGGGAGAGCGGCCGCUGCCCCCACCUCCAUCUCUGUUGCCCACCAGCCUCCCCAACGGAACCUCUACUCCCACUGCCAAGCCCACCCCAGCACUCAUCAAGCAAAGCCAACCUAAGUCUGCCAGCGAGAAGUCGCAACGCAGCAAGAAGGCCAAGGAGCUGAAGCCAAAAGUGAAGAAACUCAAGUAUCACCAGUACAUCCCCCCGGACCAAAAGCAGGACAAGGGCCCGCCGGCCAUGGACUCUUCCUACGCCCGCAUCCUGCAGCAGCAGCAGCUCUUCCUGCAGCUGCAGAUCCUCAACCAGCAGCAGCAGCAGCACUACAACUACCAGACCAUCCUGCCCGCCCCCCCAAAGCCAGCAGGGGAGACUCUGGGGGGCAGUGGGGGCCCCCCGAUGCGCAGCCUUUCCACCACCACCACCACCAGCAGCAGUUCCAGCUCGGGCGCCCCUGGAUCCAAUGGGCUGACGAGACAGAACAGCGUCUCGCUGACGGGCAAGCCUGGGGCCCUGCCUACCAACCUGGACGAGAUGAAGGUGGCAGAGCUGAAGCAGGAGCUGAAGUUGCGGUCCCUGCCCGUCUCAGGCACCAAGACUGACCUGAUUGAGCGCCUGCGCGCCUACCAAGACCAAGUCAGCACCCCCCAAGGGGCUGCCAGGGCACCAGCUGCCUCCAUUCUGCCCAAGGCCGGCGAGGUGGUGGUUGCCUUCCCCGCUGCCCGGCUGAGCACAGGGCCAGCUCUGGUGGCUGCAGGCCUGGCACCCCCUGAAGUGGUGGUGGCCACAGUGACCAGCACUGGCAUGGUGAAAUUUGGCAGCACGGGCUCCACUCCCCCUGUGUCCCCCACCCCCUCAGAGCGCUCUCUGCUCAGCACAGGCGAUGAGAACUCCACGCCUGGUGAUGCCUUUGGUGAGAUGGUGACGUCGCCCCUGACCCAGCUCACCCUACAGGCUUCGCCACUGCAGAUCCUCAUGAAAGAGGAGGGCCCACGGACCACCGCCUGCUGCCCGAGCCCUGGGGUGCGGGCCGAGCCAGAGGGGCGUGACAAGGACCAGAUGCUUCAGGAGAAGGACAAGCAGAUUGAGGAGCUGACGCGCAUGCUCCGGCAAAAGCAGCAGCUGGUGGAACGGCUACGACUGCAGCUGGAGCAAGAGAAGCGGGCGCAGCAGCCUGGCCCUGGGCUGGCCGCUCCUACUGUGAAGCAGGAGAGUGGCUUUGCUAGCUGCCAGCUGAGCCAGCCUUCUCAGGGCCCUGAAGCUCCCUUCAGCCCCAGCCUGGCCGCCCCCACGGGCCACCACGCAGACUCUGGCACCUUAGCCCUCGCUCCCCAGGCGGUGGUGGUGAAGCAGGAAGCUGGGCUGCCUGAGCCUGCCCCCCAGCUACUCCUGGGCCCCCGAGGCUCUGGCCUCAUCAAGGGGGUCUUACCUCCCACCCUCGUCACUGACUCUACUGGGACCCACCUUGUGCUCACCGUGACCAACACCAACACAGACAACCCCGGCCUGCCCAGUGCUAGUCCCCAGCAGUCUUUAUCCCCACCUGGCUCUCCAGCCCCCGGCCGCCCUGCCCAGAUGGACUUGGAGCCCCCUCCGCAGCCCCUCUUUGGGCCCCCCGUAUCUCUCCUGAAGAAGGAGCCACCAGGCUACGAGGACGCCGUGAGUCAGCAGCCUACACCACAGGAAAAUGGCUGCUCAAGCCAGCAGAUGGAUGACCUGUUUGAUAUCCUCAUUCAGAGUGGAGAGAUCCCAGCCGACUUCAAGGAGCCAGCAGCACUUCUGCCUGAGGAGAAGCCCACUGCACCCACCCCGCCCUGCACCGAGCUUCCGUCUGCAGCGCCCCCUCCGUCGGGCUCACCUGCCCUCCCUGGGCGGCUGGAGGACUUCUUGGAGAGCAGCACGGGGCUGCCCCUGCUGACAGGCGGGCAUGAAGGCCCGGAGCCCCUCUCCCUCAUUGAUGACCUCCACAGCCAGAUGCUGAGCAGCUCCGCCAUCCUGGACCACCCGCCCUCGCCCAUGGACACCUCCGAAUUGCACUUUGUGCCUGAGCCCAGUGGCCCUGUGGGCCUGGACCUGACCGACGGGCCCCUGGACGGCAUGGACUGGCUGGAGCUGUCAGGCGGCCCGGUGCUGAGCCUGGCUCCCCUCAGCACAACAGCCCCCAGCCUCUUCUCCACAGACUUCCUCGAUGGCCACGAUCUACAGCUCCACUGGGAUUCCUGCUUGUAGUUUCUGCCCCCCAAACAGAGCCGGGCACCCCCAAGCCUGAUUCCCUCUGCCGCUGGGAGCCACAGGCCUGCUGCCUCUUCAGGAGACUGAACAGAGUGUCCAGAGGUGGCGCAGCUCGGAGUGGGCAUGUCUGUCGGCUACCUCUUCUGAGGUGCCAUUGUGCAGAGGCUAAUCCUUCCCCCUGCCCCAAGUAGAAACUAUGCUGGGCCUCCUGUCAGCCAACCUCAGUGCCCGCUGGCUGCCCUGAGGGGCUCCCUGCCAUGCUCGUGUCUCGGACAGUGAAGCCACGUAGGUCAGUGGCACGUUUCCUGUACAGGUGUAUAUAGCUCGCAUAGCCACCCACACGCCAGCAGCUUGACUCCAGCUCACAGCAGCCCUCUACGACAGAGUAGAACUGCCUGCAGGGGUCGGAGAUCUUGAUGGAAGCGACUGCCACGUUUCCCUGCCCUCCCAGUUAACAGCCAAGCGCUUUAACCACGGCGCCUCUGACACCUCUAUAUUCACAUACAUCGCUGGGUGGGCGCAGGGGCCGCUCGAAUUGUGGCACACAUGGACAUGGCCUUACCUCUCACGUGUUUGACAUGUAGAUGCCCUGCCACACCUUUCCCAAUUUCCAGCCACCCCUGCCUGUCUGAUCUGUCACUCAAGGGGCUUGGGGUGGAGUCAAUAAUAAGUGCUAGGGCACAGGUGGGGAGCUGUGUGAACUUUUUAAAAUAAAAUAUAUACUGGCUGUU